GGGCGCCAGUGAAAAACGCACAGACGUAGGAACAACGGAUACAGUCACGAAAUGACGGGAACCUUCAAGCCAACAGCAACAGCGGUUGGCGGAAGAAAACCGGCUUGAGGAUUGAUUGUCGACGAGAGGACUCCCGAGGCAUAAUGAAUGGGUUGAGGUGCUAGCCGGUGAAGGGGACAGAGGGCACAUCCUCGAUUCCGUCGUUAAGACUCUCUACCUACUCCGACAAUACAUCGACUGGCAGCAACACCCCCGAGGGAUUCGAGCAAAUGUUUAACCCCCGAUUCCUCGUCAUUAGCCUGGGCAAUCCGGCGCCCUACGUGGGAACGCUGCACUCAGUCGGCCACCUCGCCGUCGCCUCCCUCCAGAAGAUCCUCUCCCCCGAGCAGCCUCCCUUCGCGUCGGAGCGUCACGGAAAGAAGUCGGUCCUCGCCUCGGCCGGCCCCAAAUACACCCUCCUCCAGAGCCCCACGCUCAUGAACAUCUCGGGGCCGUGGGUCGCCAAGGCGUGGAAGGAGAUGCUCGCGAACCGGGGCCUGGCCCCCGCGGACCUGUCCCUCGUCCUCGUGCACGACGACCUGGAGGAGGACCUCGGGGUGGUCAAGAUACGGCAGUGGAGCAGGAGCCACCGCGGCCACAACGGCGUCAAGAGCGUCAACUCCAGCCUCCUUCCAAAGGACUACAAUGACCCGAGGUGGUCGCGCAUCUCGGUCGGCAUCGGGCGCCCCGAGGGGAGGGAUAGGACUACCGUGUCGGACUACGUCUUGAGGGAGAUGACCAAGUGGGAGAAGUCGGUCAUCGAGGAUAAGGCGACACCGGCUGUUUUGGACGCCCUCUUGGAGUUGGAAAGGAAGUGGGAGAGGGAAUCCGAGGAGGCUGGAGGGGAGGAGAAAAGACAGCGUUGAUAUACCCAUACCCUGCUUAGAACAAUGCCUCGGCAACGAGAUGUGUCCCCUUUCUGCAUCAGAAAUGCAGUUGCUUAAUCACGCAAGGAUCUAUU
Messenger RNA from Phialemonium atrogriseum, 1000 nucleotides. RefSeq names its product putative peptidyl-tRNA hydrolase. The record is from RefSeq and is a predicted model, not a curated record. NCBI's taxonomy places the organism in Eukaryota, Fungi, Ascomycota, Sordariomycetes, Cephalothecales, Cephalothecaceae. The transcript has a single exon. Gene Ontology annotation, molecular function: peptidyl-tRNA hydrolase activity. The coding region runs from base 270 to 905 and encodes 211 amino acids.